AUGGAUAAGGGUUUUAAUUGUGAUAACGAAGUUUUCUUUUGGAGGGUUUAUCGAAAUAAAUUUAUAAGAAACAAAAUAUUUAAAGAAUUUAGAAUUUUUUUUGAAGCAAAGUACUCGUAUUACGAAAUUAUAAGCAUAGAGUGGAUGGUAAAGAAUCGUCAUUAUAAUCUAUUAAAAGAGAAAAUAAGGAAUAAAGAAACCUUAUCAUUUAACCAUAUUUAUGUGGACGAUAGCGAAAGAUUUAAUGAAAGCCAUUUGUUUUCAUCAGCAACAUCAUUAACACCGACAUCAUAUAGAAUUACAAAGAAUAUGGAUAUAACUACUUUAAAGAUAUUCAAAUAUUCAGUUUUUAACUGCCCCGAAUUCAAAUAUAAAGAAGAAUAUAAAGAAUUAUAUUUAACGUUAUUCGAAAACUACGGCCACUAUUUUUUUUCGUUUAUAAGUAAUAAUUUAGAACCACAACAAGAACCACAACAACAACUACAACAACAAUCACAACAACAAAGACAAAAUAUUAUUUUUAAUAAUAUAUUAAAUUUAAUAAAUAAUAGUGCAAAUAAUUUUAAUGAAAUGAAUAAUUUGGCUUUAAAAAUGAUAGAAUAUGACAAUGCAAUAGUACUAGAAAUAUUUAUAGAAAAGUUUAAGUUUAAACCCAAGGUAGAUAAUUUCUUAAGAGCUUUAUCAAUAAACUCUUUAAAAGUUGCUGAAUUUUUAUUCAAGAAAUUCGAUUUCAAAGUUAAAAACAAAGAAAAAUUAUGGCGGGAUUUAUGUGAAACCUAUUUAGAUAACACCCAGAGGGAUUUACUUCCAAAUACAACCACUACCUCAACUGCAGCGGCUGCAGCUACAAAUGUUUCAUUUGCACAUGCUUUAAAUUUUUCACCUGAACCUCCUCGAAUCAUAUCAUCCAAUCAAAUUAAUCAAAGAGCUCUGUUUUUAGUAGAUGUUAUGAAGUUUGAACCACCAAGUGUUGCUCUAAAAGAUUUCAAGUAUCUAUUCAAUUUGGUUUUAUUUGAUCAACCUUUAAGAGUGCUGUAUGAGUCGUGCAUGGUAAUUUCAUUGUUAAAGCAACCACUCAAACCAUACAUCAACUAUAUAAGCGAUAGAAAAUCAAACAAAUUCAAUAUAAAGAAUAUAGAGUCGUUUCAAAAGUUGGACCAAUUAAAACUUCCUCCACCUCAUAUUAUACCCUUUGAGGAACUUAGAGAAAUGAAUUUUAGUUUAUCAGAAAUGGAUCAACUUGUAAAAAACUAUCCAAGUGUAGCAACUGAAAACAAUGAAGUAAAUCAAAAAGUCGAAAGAUUAAUUAUGAUGAUAGUGUACUUUCUAGAUCCAUACCCAAAUAUUUUUGGCAAGAAUAUAACCUAUUUCGUCUCAAAAUACUAUCAAGGUGAAUCUUUUCAAAUACUAAAAGACUGGAGUGAAAAAGAAACAUUCUAUAAAUAUUGCAGCAAAGAAAGAGAACUACAACUUACCAAUUAUCUAGUUUCAAUAUAUUCAGAAAGAGAUAUACAACAACUAAAAUUUUUAAUGAAUAUGUUAAUAUCACAGGAUAAAAUUGAUUCAGUUAAAAUAGUAUACGAUAAACUUUAUAAAAUUACAAUGACUAAACUCGAAAGAAUAAUUAGCACUGAUAAUAGUACAGGUUAUAACCAUGCUAUACUAAAUAACAUAGGACAUGAAGAUUUAGAAAAAGCAAUUGUGUCAACAAUAUUUAUUGAUAAUAUAUUUUUAAUGGUAAACUCAACUGAAGUAUUUGAUUUUAUUUAUGAAAAAAGUCCAUUACAAUUUCAGUUAAAUCAAAUCUUUCCACAGAAAUGCUUCCUUAUUAAACAUUUUUAUAAAAACCAUAAUUUAGAAUAUAAGGUGCAAACCCAAAAGUUUUAUUUCCAGUCCAGGGCAAUACAAGCAGACUCUUUAAGGUUCAUCUAUGACCAUUUAGAUGAUUUUAGAGUAUCAUUAAGCUACCUAAUAAGCAAUUGGUGGGAGCUUUCAAAGCAAUUUCAAAAGCAAAGCCCAGAAGAACACGGCAAAGAUAGUAGUGAUGGUUUCCAAAAGUUUAAAUUUUUUAUUUCAUCUGCAAACUAUAUGAAGGGUCCAGAAAUUACAUUGUACCACUAUUACAACAACACAUUCAAUCAUUACUUGUUGGAAAAGAUUAGUAGCUUGAACGAUUUAAAAAAUCAUCAAAAACAAUACCUUCAUCAUACUCCUGGUAGCUUCGACUCUACAAACUACAGCCUUACCAAUAGUUUAAAUCAAGUCAUGGGUCAAAUAGCAACAAGAGGUGAUAUUGAAACCUUAAGUUUCAUUAUGAAAACUUUAUUCCCAAACGAAAAUGAUAAUUUGGUAGAAAGAAAGUUUAUAAUAGGGGUAUUAUUCUCUGCAACUUCAGUGGGUCAAUUAAGAAUAUUCAAGUUUUUAAAUGAUAACUAUAGCUGGGUUUUUAAAGUAUAUGAUGAUUCAAUUUAUAAUAGCAGCAAUUAUAAUAAUAACAAUAACAAUAAUAGUAAUGAAUUUACCUCAAAUGAUGAUGAAAAAAAACUAGAGGUUUUCCAAAAGUCUCACUAUAGAAUCACAACCGACAUUUUAAAAAGAAUGGUUUCCGUAUCUUUAGACCAUUGCCAUAUAGAUACUUUAAAUUAUCUUCAAACAAUACCAGCUUUUAGAAACCAUAUAAAUUAUAAUUUAAUGAAAAGAUUUAUAUAA
Molecule: messenger RNA, 2709 nt
Organism: Dictyostelium purpureum
Lineage: Eukaryota; Evosea; Eumycetozoa; Dictyosteliales; Dictyosteliaceae
Exons: 1
Coding region: 1-2709 (902 amino acids)
Source: RefSeq, a predicted model, not a curated record